Molecule: messenger RNA, 1602 nt
Organism: Scaptodrosophila lebanonensis
Lineage: Eukaryota; Metazoa; Arthropoda; Insecta; Diptera; Drosophilidae
Product: cdc25-like protein phosphatase twine
Exons: 1
Coding region: 80-1279 (399 amino acids)
Biological process (GO): positive regulation of G2/M transition of mitotic cell cycle; protein dephosphorylation; G2/M transition of mitotic cell cycle
Cellular component (GO): nucleus; cytoplasm
Molecular function (GO): protein tyrosine phosphatase activity
Source: RefSeq, a predicted model, not a curated record
UUGAAAAAUAUAAUUCAAACAACGAGAAAGGCAAAUUGUCCACAAAUUUUCUCAAUAGACGACGAGCUAAGGAUUGAAAAUGGCCGCAAACUUUGUGCAGAAGCGCCUGCAGUUCGAUGAAGAUGUGGAAGAUGAUGGGCAGCUGGAGGAGAAUCAAGAGAAUGUGGAUCCAACACGGUUCAAGAAAGAAGGAGCCCUCGAUGGCGGAAGCUCAGUUUUGUCUCCGAUGGCGGUGCUAUCACAGAAUUUGCAAGUUGCCCAUCUAGAGGGAGGCAAACUACCCCUGCAGGACAUGCGUGGUGCCAAGGGGCGCCAAUCGCUCAAGCAGAAACCAUCUUCGUCCAAUCAUGAUAACCGAAAUGCCAUGAAGAUGAGGAACGAACAGCCCGAGAACAAUUUACCAAAUGAUGUGGAUGAGCCCGAUGAUAACUCUCCAAAAUUAUUGCGGAACGAACUUUCGCGUUCCCGUCGCUGCCUCAACUUUGCCAAAAAAGCAGAGCAGCAGGGGCCGGAUAAGUUGUCCAAUACCCUGAAGAGGCCCCUGCCCAUGGACAAUGCCGACAUAAUGAACGCUCUUGCCCGUGACACUCAUGCCAACGGGCCCGCUUUGAUUGGAGACUUGAGCAAGCCUUGUGCCUUGCCCGUGCUUCAGAAGGAUGUGCGGCAUCGGGAUUUGAAGACCAUUUCCUCUGAAACUUUGGCGCACCUGUUGCGCGGCCAAUUCAAAAAGCAAAUAGGCAGCUAUCGCAUCAUCGACUGCCGCUAUCCGUACGAGUACGAAGGCGGCCACAUUGAGGGCGCUCAGAAUCUCUACACACAGGAGCUCAUUAGGAAAGCGUUUCCAGUUUUGAACAAGACUCGCAGUCCCAAGCGGGAGCUACGCAAUAUUUUUAUAUUCCACUGUGAGUUCUCCUCGGAGCGUGGUCCAAAACUGAUGCGUUUCUUGCGCACCAGCGAUCGCACCCAGCACGCACACAGCUAUCCACAUUUGGAUUACCCCGAAAUCUAUUUACUCCACAAUGGCUACAAGGAGUUCUUCGAGCAGCAUUCCGAGCUCUGCACUCCUUCCAACUAUAUACCAAUGCUGGCGCCUGCACACAACGAGGAGAUGCGCCAUUUUCGUGCCAAGACCAAAGCCCAACAGACUCCGUCCACAGAUCAGAACCACAGCAGCAGAAGAAAAUCCUGGAGGGCAAUGAAUCUCGAUAAUACUGGCGGCAACAACAACGGGAGUGCACCCAAAAAACCACGCUCGCGUUUGCCCUUUGCGGAGAUGUAGGAAAUCAAGUACGACAUAUGUGCGUGCAGCACACAGCAUACAACUAUACAUACUAUAUGUUCAAUUUACAAAAUUCGAUUUAAGUUUUAAGUGUUUAGAAAAACUUGAACAUUUCUAGUUUCUAGAAGACAGAACAGUUUAGCUUUUGGUUUGGUUGCGUUAAUUACAAUUCCUUAUUGAGUUCUGUUAAUCUUCGACCGGAAGGGGAGAAUCAUUUAACCACUUCUCCUGUCUGGAAAAUUGCCAAAAUUGAAAUGUUAAGUUACGUUAAUGUUUAAGUUAAAGCCAUCAAUGUACAACACCUAGAGACAACACCUGUAAAC